Molecule: messenger RNA, 464 nt
Organism: Xenia sp. Carnegie-2017
Lineage: Eukaryota; Metazoa; Cnidaria; Anthozoa; Malacalcyonacea; Xeniidae
Product: WD repeat-containing protein 3-like
Exons: 4
Coding region: 89-424 (111 amino acids)
Biological process (GO): maturation of SSU-rRNA
Cellular component (GO): small-subunit processome; Pwp2p-containing subcomplex of 90S preribosome
Molecular function (GO): snoRNA binding; protein binding
Source: RefSeq, a predicted model, not a curated record
CGCCAUAAAUCCCAACGUGGAAAUCGUGACAAUUUGUAGUAUCUCAAGAUGAAUUUCCACUAUUUAGGACUCUUCUUUUUCCUUUAAAAUGGUCUUAACAAAAUCUUAUCUGCGUUACGUCGAAGCUGGAAUCUUUGGCGUAGUGGGAAGUGCUAGAGCUAAUGUGUGUCUUGUUCAAAGUGGCGAGAAAAGACGUGAAAUUUGCCGCGCGAUUGUUCCCGCACUAGAAAAUGUAUAUAUUUGGGACGCUAGACUUGGCGAAAAAGUGAAUGUCUUACAAGGUAACAAGAGCGAAGUUACAUGUCUCUGCCUCAGUCCUAACUCUGAACAUCUUGCUGUUGGGUAUGGCGAUGGUGUCAUCAGAAUUUGGAAUAUAAAUAAUGGUACAUCCUCAGUGACAUUUAGGUUAAAAGACUCAUGGUGAAAAGACUCAUGGUGAAAAGAUUCAGGUGAAAAGAUUCAGG